Molecule: messenger RNA, 6843 nt
Organism: Equus quagga
Lineage: Eukaryota; Metazoa; Chordata; Mammalia; Perissodactyla; Equidae
Gene: TRPC3
Product: transient receptor potential cation channel subfamily C member 3
Exons: 15
Coding region: 476-3124 (882 amino acids)
Biological process (GO): manganese ion transport; regulation of cytosolic calcium ion concentration; calcium ion transmembrane transport
Cellular component (GO): membrane; cation channel complex
Molecular function (GO): store-operated calcium channel activity; protein binding; inositol 1,4,5 trisphosphate binding
Source: RefSeq, a predicted model, not a curated record
GCCGCCGGCGGGGCUGGAGGGGCGUCAACGGGGGGCUCGAGCCGCGCCCCGCGCCCUCGCAGCGAGAACCGCACGGCUACCGCCCGCCGCCCUUCUCGCCGGGACCCGACAUGUGAGUACCCGGCCGGCGGCAGCCCGCGGCGGGGCGCUGGCCGGGGGCCGGGAAGGCGCGCCCCCGGGCUCCCCGCGACGUGCCCGGGACCCCCACGCCCCGCCCGGCACUGCAAGGCAGUUCGAUUCCGGGCGACUUCGGGGGGAACAAACCUCGGCCGGGGGCUCGCCCCCUUGGUCCUACUCUGUAGAGGGACUUGGGGGGCGCCGAAGGCGUGGCGGGGGCUCUGUCCCGACUCAAUUGCGCGAAACAGCCCCGCGGACAGACACAACAGACGCCAGACGCGCUUCCCAGGGAGCUGACACUUCCUCUCCUACCACCGAGGACGCGUGGACUCUCCGUGGGCUGGGGACCCUUCGGAAAAUGGACCCUGGGGUCCCCAAGCCCACCCGGGGAGGCCAAAGAAGUGGAAGGUCCAUGGAGGGAAGCCCGUCCUUGAGGCGCAAGACGGUGAUGCGGGAGAAGGGCCGGCGCCAGGCCGUCCGGGGCCCUGCCUUCAUGUUCAACGACCGGGGCACCAGCCUCACAGCGGAGGAGGAGCGCUUCCUCGACGCCGCCGAGUACGGCAACAUCCCUGUGGUGCGCAAGAUGCUGGAAGAGUCCAAGACGCUGAACGUCAACUGCGUGGACUACAUGGGCCAGAAUGCGCUGCAACUGGCCGUGGGCAAUGAGCACCUGGAAGUGACCGAGCUGCUGCUCAAGAAGGAAAACCUGGCGCGCAUCGGCGAUGCCCUGCUGCUCGCCAUUAGCAAGGGCUACGUGCGCAUCGUGGAGGCCAUCCUCAACCACCCCGGCUUCGCGGCCAGCAAGCGCCUGACCCUGAGCCCCUGCGAGCAGGAGCUGCAGGACGACGACUUCUACGCCUACGACGAGGACGGCACGCGCUUCUCACCCGACAUCACCCCCAUCAUACUGGCGGCACACUGCCAGAAGUACGAGGUGGUGCACAUGCUGCUGAUGAAGGGCGCCAGGAUCGAGCGGCCGCAUGACUAUUUCUGCAAGUGCGGGGACUGUAUGGAGAAGCAGAGGCACGACUCCUUUAGCCACUCGCGCUCGAGGAUCAAUGCCUACAAGGGGCUGGCCAGCCCGGCGUACCUGUCCUUGUCCAGCGAGGACCCCGUGCUCACCGCCCUGGAGCUCAGCAACGAGCUGGCCAAGCUGGCCAACAUAGAGAAGGAAUUCAAGAAUGACUAUCGGAAGCUCUCCAUGCAAUGCAAAGACUUUGUAGUGGGUGUGCUGGAUCUUUGCCGAGACUCGGAAGAGGUAGAAGCUAUUCUCAAUGGAGAUUUGGAGUCGGCAGAGCCCCUGGAGGUGCACAGGCAUAAAGCGUCGUUGAGUCGUGUCAAACUUGCUAUUAAGUAUGAAGUCAAAAAGUUUGUGGCUCAUCCCAACUGCCAGCAGCAGCUCCUGACCAUCUGGUACGAGAACCUCUCUGGCCUUCGGGAACAGACCAUCGCCAUCAAGUGUCUGGUUGUGCUGGUGGUGGCCUUGGGCCUUCCGUUUCUUGCCAUCGGCUACUGGAUCGCACCUUGCAGCAGGCUGGGGAAAAUUCUGCGAAGCCCUUUUAUGAAGUUUGUGGCACAUGCUGCCUCUUUCAUCAUCUUCCUGGGCCUGCUUGUGUUCAACGCCUCAGACAGAUUCGAAGGCAUCACCACGCUGCCAAAUAUCACUGUCAUUGACUAUCCCAAACAGAUCUUCAGGGUCAAAACCACCCAGUUCACGUGGACCGAAAUGCUAAUUAUGGUCUGGGUUCUUGGAAUGAUGUGGUCUGAGUGUAAAGAGCUCUGGCUGGAAGGACCUAGGGAAUACAUUUUGCAGUUGUGGAAUGUGCUAGACUUUGGGAUGCUCUCCAUCUUCAUUGCUGCUUUCACGGCCAGAUUCUUAGCUUUCCUUCAGGCAACGAAAGCGCAACAGUAUGUGGACAGUUAUGUCCAAGAGAGCGACCUCAGUGAAGUUACUCUUCCACCAGAGAUACAGUAUUUCACUUAUGCCAGAGAUAAAUGGCUCCCUUCCGACCCUCAGAUCAUAUCUGAAGGCCUCUAUGCCAUAGCCGUUGUGCUCAGCUUCUCUCGAAUCGCGUACAUCCUCCCUGCGAAUGAGAGCUUUGGCCCCUUACAGAUCUCUCUUGGAAGGACAGUGAAGGACAUAUUCAAGUUCAUGGUCCUCUUUAUUAUGGUGUUUCUUGCCUUUAUGAUUGGCAUGUUCAUACUUUAUUCUUAUUACCUUGGGGCUAAAGUAAAUGCUGCUUUUACCACUGUAGAAGAAAGUUUCAAGACUUUGUUUUGGUCAAUAUUUGGCUUGUCCGAAGUGACUUCUGUUGUGCUCAAAUAUGAUCACAAAUUCAUAGAGAAUAUCGGAUAUGUUCUUUAUGGAAUAUACAAUGUAACUAUGGUGGUCGUUUUACUCAACAUGCUAAUUGCUAUGAUCAAUAGUUCAUAUCAAGAAAUUGAGGACGACAGUGAUGUAGAAUGGAAGUUUGCGCGUUCGAAGCUUUGGUUAUCUUAUUUUGAUGACGGAAAAACGUUACCUCCACCCUUCAGUCUAGUUCCUAGUCCCAAGUCAUUUGUUUAUUUCAUCAUGCGGGUCAUUAACUUUGCCAAAUGCAGACGGAGAAGGCUACAGAAGGAUAUAGAAAUGGGAAUGGGUAACUCAAAGUCCAGGUUUUCAAAGUGCUUUGCUGUACACUUGAACCUCAUGCAACACUGUGAGUUAAACCUCUUCACUCAGUCUAACUCAAGAGUUUUUGAAUCACACAGUUUUAACAGCAUUCUCAAUCAGCCAACACGUUAUCAGCAGAUAAUGAAAAGACUUAUAAAGCGGUAUGUUUUGAAAGCACAAGUAGACAAAGAAAAUGAUGAAGUUAAUGAAGGUGAAUUAAAGGAAAUCAAGCAAGAUAUCUCCAGCCUUCGUUAUGAACUUCUGGAGGACAAGAGCCAAGCAACUGAGGAAUUAGCCGUUCUGAUUCAUAAACUCAGUGAGAAACUGAAUCCCAGCAUGCCGAGAUGUGAAUGAUCAGUAACCUGGAAUUAUGGCUUUGACUAUAUAGCACAAAUGUGGGCAAUAAUCUUUCUAAGUGUGAAAUACUUGAAAAACUAUGGUGUAAAUUUUUAGUAUUAACUACCUUUAUCAUGUGAAUCUUUAAAAGUUAGGUCUUAAUGAUUUUACUGUUUUAUCACAUGCAAAUGGUCUUCAUUUUAAUUGUCUGCCUUGACAAUUACAAACAAUGACAUGCCAUUGUAUUUAAAGCCCCAAUAUUACUACAUUACUGACAUCUUUGUCCAUUUUAGAAUAAACUCUGUCUUUGCACUGCCUGUUUGCCUCCAAGAGACCGUAAGCUCCUUGCAGACAGGGACCAUGUCUUAUUCAUCUUUGUGUCUCCAGCAUCUAGUAAAGAACCUGGUACAUAGUGGGUGCUCAAUAAAUGUUGUUGAAACCAACUGAACUGCCAACAAAAUACAAAUAAAAAUGAAAAGGCCAUCACUAUGUAGCAUACUUGUCCAAGUGCUAAAGAGAUUUUUUUUAAAAAAGAAACUGGAGAAAUUUUCCAAGCAACUAUCACUUGGUCAGAUUUUCUUAGCAUUUUUUGGCUUCACUGAUAAUCCUAGAACCUUUGAGCCCUGAAUGAAGAAUAUAACAAUGAAAUGGAUUAAUAGAAAAUAUAAAUACAUUACAUACUUAGGUUUCAUAGAAUUGUUCAAAACAACACAUUAAAGAUUUUUCUAAAGUAUAAACUGUUCGCUUUCUGUCUUAGAUUUCCAUUUGUUCUGUUUUAGUAAUGUGAAUUUCAUCAGAGGGGUGGUGAGUUUUUUAAAGUUGGGGGUUACCCAGGGUUGUUAUUUUGUUAUAACCUCCUAAUUUCUGCCUCUGAUGCUUUAAUGCUAAGGAAGAUAUCAAUAACUGACUUCAUAUCUUGCCCCCUAUUAGCUCCAUUCUAAGUUUUGGAGGGUCUGCUUAUGGGAAGAAAUAGGAAAGAGCAGUGGCUGUGCACCUGGAGAGGCAGGGCCAAGCAUCACCAGGUGUGUUGCAUUUCCCUUUGAGGCGUCUCCUGCCGUCAUUGCUUACAAUGAUUGACAUCCUUUUUCUUAUCAAAGCAUUUCAGUUACACUGUCUACACAAAAUAGAUUGGGGAGUAUCUGUAUCCAACUUAUUAUAUAACUGAGCUGAAUACUGGUAAUAGCCGCAAUGCCUCAUGACUUUAAUAGGAAAGAAGACACAGGCAGGUAAGUUCUCUCAUCUCUUCACAGACCAUCAAACAGUCAAAGUAUUUUUUUUAACUAGCUGGGUUUAAAUCUCUCAUAGAGUUAUGCUUCACAUCCUGACGCUCUUCCGUCUGUUCCUGUCAAGUCUUACAGGAAUACAAACUGUGAUCAUAGCUCAAAGAUAGUUUUAUGGGUCCUAAAAACCAACCAAAUACAUGGUACUUUAAAAGUCAGUUCUCUCACAUGGGAAGGCUUUCUAGACACAAAGACUGAAAUGAAGAACAUUAAAUGGAACUACGUAAAGCUCUUUAGAGAUUAUUUCUUAAUUUCUACUUUUAGGGACUUAAUUAAAUUAAGAAAAGAACUUUAUACAUUUUUGCUACCAUUGUAGAAUUUUUCAUUGACUUUUGUGCUAUGCUAAUAGUAUUUGGUCUUCAGUGUUUUUCAGACUUUAUGUUGUGCCUCAGAACUGAAUAAACAUUAAAUUUUUUCAUUGUUAUAUGUUACCAUAUUAUAUUAAAACAGUAAAGACAUGGAGUUUCCAUAAUAAACAAUACUUUCAGUCUUACAGUAUUGUCUAGGAUUCCAGGUGUGCAAAUUUUUGUUUCUAUCGAUGGAACAGAAUAUUUAGUAAUAUUCCUAAUUGGGGUUGGAAAAAUAUUGAAAGGAAAAGUGUCAGAUUUAGCGUGGGACAUUCUUGAAUGAAGAAUCAGUUGAGACUUGAAUGAAGAUAAAUCUCACAGCAUCUAUGCCAUGUGAGUACAUACAUUAUUUUUUUGAUUUUUAGUCCAUGCCUCCCACAAAUGUAGAGCUUUCAACAUAGGUUGUUUUUCCUUUCUUUACUAGGCUUAUGUAAAACUGGUGUGUUUUUGAUCUUUCAUUUUUCCCUUCAUAGUUUCUAGGUGGUUGUCAAGAAGGGACAUGUGAUGCCAAGGUGUGGUGGAUGCUAUCGAUGUUGUUGAUGCCCUGCUCAGAUGCCCUUUAAUGGGCCAGUGCAUGCAUCUCUCAGAUAAUGACAUUGCCACAGCAUGGCUUGAUGAGCAGUGUGUAGGUCCGCAGUGUGGGUCCCAGGAUCCCAACCUGUGAACCCUGAGCUGCCAAAAUGGAGUGCAUGAAUUUAACCACUAUGCCACCAGGCCAGCCCAGCAUCCAAAUCUUGUUAGGAUUUGCUCCUAGGAAACCCACCCUAAGAUAUACGAAAAAGGAAAGGCGGCAACACUCAAAUUGCAUCUUAGGCUUACUGUUUAAAAAAUUUGGCACUUUAUAAUGCUUCUACAUUAACUUUACUGAAGACCCUUCACUUGAUGGAACUCACAAUAUGUUGAGAAGCAUGGAUUCAUAGACUUGAAAUAAAAUAGAGAACUAUGCAAAAUAGUAUCCCGUAUCUUCAAAGAGUUCUGUGCAUUAUGAAAACUUAGAAAUGACAUAAAUAUGUUGUGAUUAUUAAAAGCAAAUUUAGUACAAUGUAGGAUAACUGUAUUACCAAUCAUGUCCAAAAUAUUUCGAUUUUGAAUGCUUAAGCCAAAUGAAAGCAGCUUUUGUAAAUGGGAAGGUCAAGUGUCUAAUGGACAAUAUCUAAAGAGAACUGAAGGCACAUUGCUUUUUAAUCCUGUGGCCUGGGACAAAUCGCUUAACUUCUCUGGUCUGAGACCUUGUUCAAUCUCCUAUAGCAACAGCAUAAGAGACAGGUUCCUGGUCUCUGGGCAUCAUAGAAGUGUUUUAGCAGGUGAUAUCAUCAUCCAAGGUGGUCAUGAUCUCUUUCUCAAUGUCCUUCUUUUUUAAAAUCAAUCUAAAAGGGUUAUUUAUUAAUUUUUUUCUUUUUAAAACUAGUUUGACAGUUUCAAAACUGGUACCACGUUAGUGGAGACCAAUGUAUACUCAUGACUCAUUCACUCAGCUGACCACCUCUAGCUCUGUUGGUUUUAACUUUAAUACAAUUUAAAUUGCUUUUAUUCUUAGUCAUAAGUUGUUUACUUUAUACUCAUCAUGGUUUCUUUAAGACCACAACAUAGGUUAUAAGUUACUGAAGUGCAUGAUAAUUCUGUAAAUUUGUCUCCAGGCGAUUUUUCUCAUAUCUGAGAUGCAGUUAUUUUCUGUUUUUUUAAUGUAGCCCACCAAGAUGUCUCUAGUACCUUAAAAUGUGUUUAAAAAGAGAAAAUAUAGUGGCAAUUUUGUCUAACUUUGCAUUUCAUUUAUUGUGAAUAAAAAGUCCCCCCACUAAUUAUUUGAGAAAUGCUUAAAAUUAGUAGUUUGAAACCUUUGCUAAUCAUUUAGAAACAAAACACAAUGCUUAAAAAAUAAUAAAUCACUUGCCUUUUCUAGAUGCAAAAUGAAAGAAUUCCACAUAUCAUAUUAUACAAGCUCUUUUCAUCUAUUUCUGAUGCUAUGUCAUAGCCUCAUUCCAAUGUUUUAAAAUAAAUUUGAUCUUCCAAACAAACUCUUUUCUUUUACACAAUUAACUUAAGGUAAAAUAAACAGUGAGUGCAUUACUUGUUAAAUGGAAAAGAAGCCUUGCCAGUAUAUGUUUUUAUU